CACAAUGCAAGAUGCACUUCCAUACAAAUCAUGGAAUUUUUUUCCAACAAAUUCCACAACUCUAAACAAAUCUUCAUCUCUAAUGAUCAAUCAAAUCAAUUACUCUAAAGGGAAUUUCAAGAAAAUAGUAGCGGAAAACGCCGUUAUAGUUUUUAGACAACGUGGCUGUUGUAUGAGCCACGUCAUCAAGCGUUUACUUCAAUGUCUAGGAGCAAACCCCGUUAUGUACGACAUUGAAGAAAAAUACGAAAAUGAAGCGAUAACGGAGCUAGAGGAUAUCGGAAAAAUUGUCGGUGUCGGUGAUCGGAGAGAGGAUCGGAGUGUUUCAUCGCUGUUGCCGGCGGUGUUUAUCGGAGGAGAGUUGUUCGGAGGAUUGGAUCGGAUUAUGGAAGCUCAUAUUAGUGGUGAAUUGUGUCCUAUUUUGAAAAAUGCAGGGGCCUUGUGGCUAUGA
Molecule: messenger RNA, 451 nt
Organism: Solanum verrucosum
Lineage: Eukaryota; Viridiplantae; Streptophyta; Magnoliopsida; Solanales; Solanaceae
Product: glutaredoxin-C9-like
Exons: 1
Coding region: 5-451 (148 amino acids)
Source: RefSeq, a predicted model, not a curated record